Messenger RNA from Penicilliopsis zonata CBS 506.65, 1390 nucleotides. RefSeq lists its product as hypothetical. The record is from RefSeq and is a predicted model, not a curated record. Bases 89 to 1390 code for a protein of 433 amino acids. Lineage: Eukaryota; Fungi; Ascomycota; Eurotiomycetes; Eurotiales; Aspergillaceae. The transcript has 2 exons. Gene Ontology annotation, molecular function: saccharopine oxidase activity; flavin adenine dinucleotide binding; sarcosine oxidase activity.
GCCGAAAGCUUCACCGCUGAUACAGUAUAUAGACAAACUCUUACAGCUUCACACACACACACACACACACACACACACACAAAACAAAAUGGUCACUCAUGAUUCUCGCAUUGUCAUUCUGGGCGGAGGUGCCUGGGGCCUGUCCACGGCGCUGUACCUCAGCGAGGCCGGGUACUCUGAUAUCACCAUCCUAGAGCGAGCCGAGGCUAUUCCAUCGCCAUAUUCUGCUGCCUACGACAUCAACAAGAUCGUGCGGGCGGAGUAUGAAGAUGACUUUUAUUCCAAGCUGGCAUUGGAAGCAAUUGAGCAAUGGAAAACCCCCCUGUUCGGCCCCUAUUACCACCAAACCGGCUACGUGGUGGCAACCACCGGCCGGGCCCCUGCAAAGGCCGUGACGCACCUGAACAAAGCCCUGGCAUCGAUCGAGCGCGACCCGGCCUUUGCCCCGGGCAUCCGGCGACUGAACACGCCCGCCGACUUUCGCGAGUACACCUGGCAGUACUCGGGCCCGCUGACGGGCUUCACGGGCUACUUCAACCGGCUGGCCGGGUACGCGCACUCGUCGGAUGCGAUGCGGGGGCUGUGGGAGCACAUCUCCAAGCGGGGAGUCAAGUCGGUGCUGGGCGAGGAGGCCGGCAAAGCCGUGCAGAUCAAUUACGCGGCAGGAAACAGCGGCAGGGCGACUUCAGUGACGACGGCCGAUGGCAAGACACACCCGGCCGACCUGGUCAUCUCGGCGCUGGGCGCACACAGCGCGGCGCUGAUCCCGCAGCUGGGCCAGACCAGCGUCGCGCGCUGCUGGUCGGUGGCCCACGUCCAGCUGACGGAGGAGGAAUGCAACCUGCUGCGCGGCAUCCCGACGACCAACAUCCGCGACCUGGGCUUCUUCUUCGAGCCGGACCCCAAGACGAAGCUGUUCAAGCUGUGCCCGCUGGGGAUCGGGUACACCAACCCUGGGGCGGACGGGGUCUCGCUGCCGCCGGGCGACCGGCUGCCGCCGCCGCAGGACUUCAUCCCGCGCGCGGACGAGGACAAGCUGCGGACGCUGCUGCGCGAGACGUUCCCGUGGAUGGCCGAGCGGCCGUUUGUGGACAAGAAGCUGUGCUGGUUCUCCGACACGGCCGACUCGGACUACUGCAUCGAUUUCGUGCCCGGCUCGGGCGGCUCCGUCGUCGCCCUCGCCGGCGACUCCGGCCACGGCUUCAAGAUGAUGCCCAUCUUCGGCAAAUGGGUGGUCGAGCUGCUGCAACGCGGCCAGCAGAGCGAGCCGCGCUGGCAGUGGCGGACUCCCUCGGCGGGAGGGCAGCAAUGGGGGGAUGCCGUCAGCUGGCGAGUCGGCCGGGGGGGGGAGUUGACGGAGCUUAUUGAGGCGAGUCGAUCGAAGCUAUAA